AAGAAGGUAAUGGAUUCCGGGAGGCUCGCCGCCGGCGAGGUUUCCGGCAUGAGGGCGGCGUCGGGGGAGGCCCUGCAGGCCAUUGUGAGCAGGGUGAGGGGGGAGGAUCGAGAAACGAGGAUGGAUGCGGCGAGGGAGAUUCGCCAGCUGACGAAGACGUCGGCGAGGCACCGCCGCCACCUCGCCGGCGCGAUCGAACCCUUGGUUGCGAUGCUGCGGGAUGAGAAUUUAGACUGUGUGGAGGUCGCCAUCUUGGCUCUUCUCAAUCUCGCCGUGAAAGAUGAGAGGAACAAGAUCAAGAUCGUUGAUGCCGGCGCACUCGACCCCAUCAUCACCUUCCUCCAAUCAAAAAAUUCAAAUUUGCAGGAAUACGCCACCGCCGUCCUCCUCACCCUCUCCGCCACCUCUCACAACAAGCCCAUCAUCAGCUCCUGCGGCGCCAUCCCUCUCCUUAUCGAUACUCUAAUCAACGGCAACCCGCAAGCCAAGAUCGACGCCAUCAUGGCUCUCUACAAUCUCUCCACAAUCUCCUCCAACCUCGAAACCAUCCUCAAAUCACACACAAUCCCCCCAUUGAUCGCCGUCCUCAAGACCUGCAACAAAUCCUCCAAAACCGCAGACAAGUGCUGCGCGAUCCUCGAAUCCCUCCUCGCUUACGACGAAGGAAGGGCUGCCUUAACAGCCGAGCAAGGCGGCGUCCUCUCGCUCGUCGAAGUUCUCGAAGAAGGCUCCCUCCAUGGCCGGGAGCACGCGGUCGGGGCCCUUCUGACCAUGUGUGAGAGCGAUAGAAAUAGAUACAGAGAGAUCAUUCUGAAAGAAGGGGCGAUUCCUGGUCUUCUGGAGCUCACGGUUCAUGGAACGCCGAGGUCUCGAAUCAAAGCCAAGGAACUCCUGCAUCUGCUGAGGAAGUCUCCGUACCAGAGAUCGGAACUGGAAGCCGACGCAUUGGAGAACAUUGUCUGUUCGAUCGUGUCGGGAAUGGAGGGCGAAGACUGCGCGGGGAAGGCGAAGAAGAUGCUCGCAGAAAUGGUGCAGGUGAGCAUGGAGCAGAGCUUGAGGCAUCUGCAGCAGAGAGCUUUGGUCUGCACUUCAUCUGAGAUUCCUCUCAAAACCUGCAAGUCUGAGGUUCCUCUAAAAUGAUCUUUGAAUGCCUCCUUCUUCUUCAUCUUCUUUGGCUCUGAGUUGUGAAAAUUUUAAGGAGGAAUGAGAUUUGGGAGCAGGUAAAUAAUUAGAUGCAGUUUUAUAUAGAAGUUUUCUGAUUUCACUGCUGUUUGAUAGAAUGCCAGUCCAGGCCACUCUGGUAUCAGGUGACUGGUUUAAAUGUUUCAGUUCAGAGGCCCACCAACCCCCCC
Molecule: messenger RNA, 1352 nt
Organism: Phalaenopsis equestris
Lineage: Eukaryota; Viridiplantae; Streptophyta; Magnoliopsida; Asparagales; Orchidaceae
Product: U-box domain-containing protein 4-like
Exons: 2
Coding region: 10-1140 (376 amino acids)
Cellular component (GO): cytoplasm; nucleus
Molecular function (GO): protein binding
Source: RefSeq, a predicted model, not a curated record